UCUCUAUUUAUAUCGACGACUUCACCUCCCCGCGGCUCUCUGCACUCACGCAAGCGCAAUGCGCACCUGAAACGCAGAAAGUAAAAAUUGCACAUCAUGAAUUUGCUCGGCGUAGGGCGCCGCGAUAUUGGACAGUCGUUACAAAUCGCAAAUUAGUUGUGCGAGGACGAAAUCGUCGCCGCAGUGUCCAUUGCGUCGCGAGAAUGGCUGAUGCCUGCACGGCACCGGUGCUCUCCGAUACUGCAGUAGUCGUACGUCACAUAACAGCUGAAGCGCCGGCUAAAGCCGAACGUUCGUGACGUCUCUCGUGAAUAGCGAGCCGCAGGGGACCGACACCAUGGCGUCCACUAUGCAGCUCGAGUUCACACAGGCUAUGACCGACUUUAAAACAAUGUUCCCUGAUAUGGAUGACGACGUAAUUGAAGCGGUACUCCGAGCUAACCAGGGUGCAGUGGAUGCAACCAUUGAUCAGCUUUUAGCGAUGAGUACAGACAAUCAAAACGAAAAACUUCGUUUGGAGAUGGAAAGAGUUGAAAGUAGCUCGCCAUCAAGACGCAAAGACUUAAUUAAGCGGAUAUCUCGUGGUACAGAAAAUGGUGACGAUAAUGAUACUACAGCGCUUGUGGAUGUUGAUAACGAUACUGUACCACUAUCUAUAAAAAGAAAAUGGAUACCUCGAAUGCUAGGUCCCUUGCCUCCUAUGUUCCUCCGUAUACCACCGACUACUGACGCAAGAAUCGACCUUAGUUUAGACAUGGAUGACGAUCGCAUUGCAACAUUUCUACAGAAUGAAGAGUUUAUGGCGGAGCUGCGGUGGAAUCAAGAAUUUAUAGCUGCAUUGGAUAGUGAGCAAGGAAAUAAAACGAAAUGUCACGAUGACGAAGCGGCAUUUAAGGAAAGACUAAAAAAUAUGGGAAAACUGUCACGAAAGAAAUUCGCGCAGCUCUCCAGGAUGUUCUCCCGGGGUGGGUCGCGACGAAGCGGUAGUGCACGCGUGCCCUCGCGAGGUCCACCCGACAGUCUUCUGCUGCAAGAGGAACACAGCGACGACGACGACCGACCGCAGCAGCAGAAUAUAAAAAUAUAAAACGUGUCUCCGUUCCAUACGAUAUCGUCACGAUUGAGUGUCUGAAGAAAGACUAUUAAGAUGGGCCUUAAUGUAUUUAUCGGAGUUGCACAAGGUUUCGCAUAAGACUGGGAUUGUUUAGAUAAGGUUGCAUUAGUUCGUUGUUAUUGAAAACCUGUAGAGGGAAGGUUGUAUAUUGUUUAGAUUACUUUGUUAAAUCGAAACACUGAGGGUGUUUUCCUAAAAAUUAAACGAUAUCCAUAAAUUAUUGUAAAUAAUUGUUGUUCCAGCGAGUUCAUUCUGGUAGUUGGUGGUCAUUGCUUUGUUCUUCCGCAAUCAAAUUAUUCCGCUAUGCCUCCGCUAACAUUUUUUUGUUACCUAACUCAGUGAGAAGGUACUAAAACCAUUUUUUUCACUAGCCUCGAUUUUAUAUUUUUAUAUUACUAAUCACAAUUAUAUCACCACGCGCGUAUGCACUGUUACUGUAUUAAAUAGUUGUUAUAAAACCUAGAACUUUUUUAGUUUAACCAGUUUUUUAAAAGCUACCUAAUAAAAAUACAUGAUAAAUAA
Melitaea cinxia (Glanville fritillary) is the source of this 1636-nucleotide messenger RNA. Its product is annotated as CUE domain-containing protein 1. The record is from RefSeq and is a predicted model, not a curated record. Bases 338 to 1087 code for a protein of 249 amino acids. Gene Ontology annotation, molecular function: ubiquitin binding. Lineage: Eukaryota; Metazoa; Arthropoda; Insecta; Lepidoptera; Nymphalidae. The transcript has 3 exons.